AUGGAGAAGGGGAGCCCUAACCAGGCCGCCGCCGGCCUCCCCGACGACCUGAUCGUCGAGAUCCUCGCGCGGCUGCCGGCCGGGCCGCUCUGCCGGUGCAAGUGCGUCUCCCAGUCCUGGCGCGCCCUCAUCUCCGACCCCGCCCACCGCGCCAGGUUCGCCCACACCCUCUCCGGCUUCUUCGUCUUCUCCCGCCCGCACUCCGCCUCCGCGCCCUCGUCCUGGAGCUUCAUCGCCAUCCAGCAGUCUCCUCCCUUGGUCGACACGGCUCUCUCCUUCCUUCCACCCAGCCAUGGCGAGAUCGACAUCCUCGACUCCCGCAACGGGCUCCUGCUCCUGCGCUGCCCGGGAGAAGGCGAUCGGCAUCCUUGCUACGUCGUCUGCAACCCUGCCACCGCGGAGUGGGUAGCCUUGCCCCAACCAAGCCAGACCCCUGGCCAGCAGUGUGAUCGAGACGGGCGUGGCCUCAAGACCACCUCUGCCGCGUUGGGCUUCAAUCCGGCUGUCUCCUCGUGCUUCUAUGUCUUUCAGCUGAUGGAGGAGAAGUGGGUGUACAACAAUGUCAAUGUCAUCAGGGCGGUGGAGAUUUACUCGUCUGAAACUGGUGCAUGGAUUUCGAGGUUAAGUGGAUGGAAGGACCGAUUAGUGUUCUUCGCCGGCAACAAGACAUACUUCAAAGGUUUUCUGUAUUCAACCUCCUUCUUUGAGGAUUUUUCGAAUGGCAUCAAUGAUGCCUUCACAAGGAUCUGGUGUGCUGAACUGAAUCUUGAUAUUCCAGUCUGUGGAUGA
Messenger RNA from Setaria italica (foxtail millet), 789 nucleotides. Its product is annotated as putative F-box/kelch-repeat protein At1g15680. The record is from RefSeq and is a predicted model, not a curated record. Lineage: Eukaryota; Viridiplantae; Streptophyta; Magnoliopsida; Poales; Poaceae. Gene Ontology annotation, molecular function: protein binding. The coding region runs from base 1 to 789 and encodes 262 amino acids. The transcript has 2 exons.